Funneliformis mosseae is the source of this 1107-nucleotide messenger RNA. NCBI's taxonomy places the organism in Eukaryota, Fungi, Glomeromycota, Glomeromycetes, Glomerales, Glomeraceae. The record is from the annotation of a GenBank genome assembly.
AUGUCAACAAGGGUAACGGCUCGAUGGGCAUUCAACGUUAAUGAGUGGAAUCCGUCUGAUGAACAAUAUCAACAAGUUUUGUCAUUUGUUCAGCCAGAAGAAAAAUCUCGGAUUAAUAGGUUUCAUUCUAUCGAAGACGCAAAACUUGCAUUGAUUGGUAGAUGUUUAAUGAGGUUAUUAUUUUGUAAAAUAUAUAAAUCUAAAUGGAAAUCAAUACAAUUCUCUAGAACCAAAGAGAAUAAACCGAUUUUGGUAAAACCCGAUUUUGAUCAUGUAAUCAAUUUCAAUAUAUCACAUCACGGGGAUUGGGUUGUGUUGGUUGCUGGCGAAAGCUCUUUAAUCGGUGUCGAUUUGAUGAAAGUUGAAUUACCUUUUAAUCAAACUAUUGACGAAUUCUUUGAAAUUCUUAAAGAACAGUUUUCAGAUUAUGAAUGGAACGUGAUAACAAAUCCGAAUCAUACACGAUUCCAGCAAUUACAUCAAUUUUAUCAGUACUGGUGUCUAAAAGAAAGUUAUGUCAAGGCUGUUGGGUUAGGGUUAAAUUUGGAUUUGAAAUCUAUCGAAUUUCAUUUGUCUAAUGAAACCCCAAAUUUGUCAGGGAAUACGCAGUUAACAAAAUCGAAAACACAAUUGUUUAUUGAAAAUGAAUUGCAACCUGAAUGGAAAUUUGAAGAAACAUAUCUUGACGAGUUACAUUGCGUUAGCAUUGCUUAUAAUGUGAUGGAAGAAGGAAAAGACAUCAAGCUUCAAAAUUUUGAAAAGAUUCAUAUUGAAGAAAUAAUAAAAUUUGCUGAAAAGUUUAUCGGUAUUGCCUUGACUGAUUCUCUUGACGAGUUGAUUCAAAAGGAAAAAAUUACCCCACAACUGGCGAUGAAGGUUCUCGUACAAUUCGAUAAAAGCAUAACAGAAGCCCUUGACACUAAAGUUCGCAACAAGGCAACCUUUAAGGCUGGGCAUCUUCAUACCUACCGAUUUUGUGACGAAGUAUGGACAUUUAUCAUUAAGAAUCCUAAUUUCAAAUUAGAAAGUGAUCAGGUUCUUGUUGAUAAAAUCAAGAUUGUUGCAUGUAAUUCAAAAAAACCUGGUGAAGCUGAAAACAAAAGCUGA